Messenger RNA from Closterium sp. Naga37s-1, 5061 nucleotides. The record is from the annotation of a GenBank genome assembly. Lineage: Eukaryota; Viridiplantae; Streptophyta; Zygnematophyceae; Desmidiales; Closteriaceae.
AUGGAGCGGUCGGGGGAGGGACCGCGGCGGGCGGCAGGCGGGAAAAAAGCGGCGACGAAAUCGAAGCUCGUGGUCAGCCGCGCGAGACCAUCAGACACCACCACAAACCUCGACGACAGCUGGCACAUCCCGGAGCCCUCUGAUUGGCUCUCCACCUCCACGUCAGCCACCACCACACCAUCUGCCGCACUCACAAAUGCACCCGCCGCCGCCGCUGCUGCUAGUGCUGCUGCUGCUGCGGAUUCAUCCCGCUCCAGCGCGCACAGCAGUACCCACAGCAGCAGCGGCAGAGGCCGGCCCACCCGUACGGUUCUCACCAGGGGGAAUCCUCCCCUCGAACCCAAACCAGACGCCGUUGCUGCUGCUUCUGCUUCUCGUGCUGGCGGGGGGUCAGGGAGAGGCAGUAAAGCAGAUAAUGACGGGGGGGGAUGGGAUCCGGAUUGGGAUGACAUUCCUGCUGAUGGUGGGGAUGGCUGGGGUAGCAUGUCGCCAGUUAGAGACGUGGAGAGGGGCGGGCGAGGGGGGAGCGUGAGCGGGCCGGGUGGCGGGGGAAGCAGUGGGGGAGGGUGGGGGGGCGUGUGCGGUAGUCUUUACUCUACCGUGCUUGGGCCUGCUGGGUGGAAACCGCCUGUGCCUCUGCUGCUUGUAGGUAACGCUGAUGGCGGCACCAGCAGCGGCAGUAGCAGCAGCAAGAGUAGUGGUGGUGAUGCUGCUGCUGCUGGUGAGCAAGUGAUGAGAGCGGGCGGGGAGGGAGGAGGAGGUGCGAGUGGGGAGUAUGGGGGCGAGCAAGCAGAGGCACAGCCGCCGCAAGAGGAGGGACAUCAGCAGCCGCAGCAGGAGCAGCAGCAGCCGCAGCAGGAGCAGGAGAAAGAGAUGGAAGGUGGGGGUAAGAGGGCAAGAGCGGAAGGGGAAGAGCAGGGCCGUGAGCAGCAGGGAGCAAUGGAGGCGAGUGGUGGUGGGGAUGAGUUAGGCAGCCGAGGGGAGGGGGAAGCUGGAGAGGGCACCGUUAGGCUGUCUGAUGUGGGGGAGGAAGGGGAGGGGGAAGCGGGGGUUGCGGGUGAAGGGGAGGGCGCUGAGGGCGGGGAGGGCGGAGAGGGCGGAGAGGGCGGGGAGGGCGGGGAGGGCGGGGAGGUGGAUGAUAUUGUGGAGGAGGAGAGGGAACUGAACCGACUGCUGGAAAGAGAGGGCGGAGGGCGGAAGGACGAGGUAGACGAGCAAAGGGUUGAAGGAGCGGCGGAAAGGAAGGGGGAGGCAUUGGUGGGCGGAGAUGCAGAGCGGGGGGGUGAUGGAGGGGCGGAGGAGGCGGAGGAGAUUCUGAUGGCGCAACUGGGAGGCGGGGAAGGAGAGGGGGUGGAAGGAAGGGAGGAGGGCGCGAUGAAGGGGAGAGGGAAGCGGGGCGAGGAAAGAAAGAAGGCAAGCAGGAAGAGUGAGACGAGUGGGAAGAGCGGGAAGCGUGGGAAGGGUGGGAAGGGUGGGAAGAGCAGUUUGAGGUAUGCGAAUAUUGAAGAGACAGCAGGUGAAGCAGAUGGGGACGGUGCAGCAGAGGGGAGCGAUGAGGGUGCGGGUGAGGUGGACGGUGGGGAGCGUGCAGAAACGGUUGAAGCGAGUGAGGAAACGGAGGGUGGAGUGCAGAGAGGGAUAGCGGUAGGAAAGGGAGGACGAAAGGGGAAGAGACGGAGAGAAGGUGGGGACACGGCUGUCCUGGAGGGUGAAAAGGAGGGGGAAGAGGAGGGAGAGGAAGACGAUGAGGAUGGGGGCAAGACUGAGAAGAAGCUGGUUAGGAAGACGAAGAGAGGCGAGGAGGAGACGAGCAGGAGUGGCGAGCGGGAUGUGGGGGAGGAUGAUGAGGGUGCAGGGGCGGAGAACGAGGAGGGUGAGAAGGGACUUGGAAAAGAGAUGGUUACAAAGAAAGGGAAGAGUGGGACGGAGAAGACUAAGGGGACAAAGGGGAGAAAGGCUGGGAAAGAUGUUGAGAGUGAAAGCGCUGAGGCGGGUGAGGAGGAUGAGCCGACCGUGACUGGAGGAGAAGAGGAUGGGGAGAGAGGGGAUGAAGCUGCUGAAGAGGAGGGGGUGGGGAUAGCAGAACGGACGGUGCAGAAAGCUAAGAAAGGGGCGAAGAAGAGUGUGAUUGGUGAUGGAGUAACGAAGGAGAGGGUGGCAGCGGGAGACGGGAAGACGGGAAGGACAAGGACGAAGCAGGCGGGUAAGGGCGUGGGUGAGAGGGGUGAAGACGAAGAGAGUGGGGAUGGAGCGCAGAAGGGUAAGGAAGGGGAGGGAGAAAGGAGCGGAGAAGGGGAGGGAAGUGCAGAGGAAGCAGAGGAGGAGAGGGUAGUGAUUGAACCAGGCGUGAUAAUGACGCAUAUUCCUGUGAGCAAGAAGCCAGUGGUGGUGGCAGAUGCCGAAGAGACAGUGGGUGCUGACCCUGUGGAUGAGGAGGAGGAGGAAGAGGCGGAGGCAGAGGAGGGAGAGGAGGGGGAGGAGGGAGGGGAGGGAGGGAAGGGAGGAGAGGGAGGAGUGGAAGUUGGAGCGAGGAGCAAAGGAAGGAAGAGCAAGGGGAAGGAGACAAAAGGAGACGCUGUGGAGAGGGGGCGGGGUGCAGGGAAGGAGGUGAUGAUGACAGGAGGCUCUGGUGGGGAUGAUGGGGCAGGAGGGGAAGAGGGAGAGUCGGAAGGGGAGGAAGGAGAGGCAGGGGAUAUCAAGGGUAAGGAGAGUCAUGUGAAGAAGCGGAAGAGUGAUGAUGGGGAGGAGGAGCAGGGAGGUAGCGGCUCUCUGCGGGCUGGGGUGAAGGAGGGCGCAGAGCCGGGAGAAGAAGGGGAGGCUGGCAGGCGCGAGGGUAGUGGGAAAGCGCGGAAGGGUGCAGGGCGUGAAAAGGGAGAAGAGUUGGCAAACGGGAAGGGGGAGGAGGAGGAGGCGGUGGAGGAGGAGGAGGAGGAGGAGCAAGGGGAGGAGGCAGGGGAGGAAGUGGGGGAAGGAGAGGAGGAGGAAGUGGCACGGAAGGUGGUGAAGAGGAAGGCGGAAGGAAAAGCAAAGGGGAAAACGGAAGAGGAAGUGGAAGGGGAAGCGGAGGGGGAAGCGGAGGGAAAAGCAGAGGGCAAAGGAGUGAAGGAAAGGGGUGAAGGGAAGGCGAAGAAAGUAGCAAAUGGGGAGGAUGGUGCGAAGGAUGGUGAGGAGGAGGAAGGUGAGAGUGAAGGGGGUGCAAGUAAGCAUGUGGCAAAUGCUGUGGGCAGGGAGAAGGUGAGGAAAGCUGAUGGGGGAGGUGAUGGUGAGGGAGAGGCAGAGCAAGGUGAGCCGGGCGGGGAGGAGGUGGAGAGUGAUGGGAAGAACGGUGAGGGGAGUGAUGAUGAUGGUGAUGGGCUGAGUGAGGGGGGAGACGGAGAAGGGUUGAAGCAGACCAAAAGCAAGAGUAAGAGUAAGAGCAAGAACAAGGUUCAGGGAGUGGCAGUGAAGGGGAAGACAGGUAGUGCUGCAGGCAAGCUGGAGGAGGGGGAGGGGAAGGAGGAGGAGGAGGUGGAGGAGAAGGAGGUGGAGAAGCGAGGGAAGGGAAGGGAUGGAGCUGAUGAUGGUGGUGAUGGUUUAGGGAAGGGGAUUCGUUCCGUUGCUGGAGAUGAAGAUGGGUUGGAGAGGGCUGAUGGUGAGGAGGCUAAGGCGGAUGGUGGGGGUGAUGGGGAUGAGGCGGGGAAGAGGCAGAGCAGGGUGAAUACUAAAGAGGAUGCAAAGGAGGAGGAUAAGGAGAAGGAGGGAGAUAAGGAGAAGGGAGGGGUGAAAGAGAAGAAGAGCUUGCAAAGAAAGGAUGUGAAAAGUGUGGGCAAGAAAAGCAGGGAAGAGGAGGUGGAGGAGGAGGGGGAGAAGGAGGAGGUGAAUGGGGAGAAGGGGAGGAAGAGCAAGGCCAAGAGCGUGCCGGCUUUGGCAGGUGACGGUGAUGAAGCGAAGCGAUCAGCAGAUGUUCAAUUGGCGGCUGAAAUUGGCAAUGCAACUGGUGAUGUUACGCUUGCAACUGGUGAUGUUACGCCUGCAAGUGGCGAUACCCAUCGUACCAGCAGCAAGAGUAGCAUCGUUAGCAGCGGCACAACAGAGAGGAGGAGUGAGCCUGAGGUGGUGGAGAGGGAGUGGGAGGAUGUAUCUGCAGAGGCAGCAGGCAACAAGACAGCAACUCCAGCAGGUACAGAAGAGGCGGUGGGGAGCGCGGCGGCAACGCUGGCAGCGGAAGGGAGCGUGGUGCAGGAGGGAGAGGACCUAAUGGCUGUGCCUGAUAAGGUGGGGCAGGCGAAUGAUACUGCCCCAGAUGCACGUGCACAUGGUGCAGCAGAUGCACGUUCGGGUGCGGAUUCAGGGGCACGUAAAGGCGGGAAGGGUGGGGUGUCUGCUGGUGUUGGUGGGGUUGAAGGCGGUGGAGUGGGGGGCGGAGGGCGCGAGGGAGUUGUGGUGCGGAAGAAAGUGGGAGAAGAUGCAGAGGAAGGAGGCGAAGCAGCGAGCAAGGAUGAGAAGACAGGCGUGGUGAAGACUAAGGAUGGGAACGCUGGGGCAGGCGGGGAGGCAGCAGGGGAGAUGAGGAGGACAGGAAAUGAGGUGGGCGAGCAGCAGGAGAGUGGUGGGAAGGAGGAAACGGGUGGGGAUGAAGUGGAGGAAGGGGAAAUCGGGAAGACGGGUAAGGGGAAGAGGAAGUCAAAGGUAAAGAAAGGCAAGACGAAGGCGAAGAAAGUGGGAGGAUCUUCAGAGGGGUUGAGUGAGGUGGAACGUGUGGAGGAGAAAGGAGGGACAGGGGUGAAGGGAGUGAGGUUGGAAGGGGAAGGGGGGGGUGUGAAGUCAAAAGAGCAGGUGGCAGCGGCAGGUAUGGGGGAGUCAGAUGAGACAGGCGGAGGACAAGGAGCAGACGGGGCACAAGGUGGGGAAGGAGCAGAUGGAGCGGAUGGAGCAAAAGGGGAUGUGAUGGAAGGUACUGACGGUGGCGUUGGUGGUGGGGUGUUGGAGAAGAGGGAGAAGAAGAGCGUGUCGAAAUCCAAGAAGAAGAAAGUGAAGGGGGCAAGCAGGAAGGCUCUGUUGAGUGAUGCACUGACAGGUUGA